AAAUCAUAUUUUAUUCAUAAGUGAACCAAAUUUCGACGAUUUGAAAAGAAUCCAGACUAGUAAAUCAGCUCAUCGGCGUUUCUUCYUGAACAUUAACUCACAGCCAACUAAACCGACCCAGAAAACAAAUUGAAAACAUGCAGCGACGGGUGCGUAAGGUGCAGGGCGCCGCACAAGCUCAACCUACGUUUGACCGUAGAGCUGUAGAUGUUUGUGCCUCUAAGCCCGAUGUUCCUAAAUUCCAGGUUGCAACAAUCCAUAUCUCUUGCCAAUCUGAUCAUUACCAAGGAACAGAUCACUCAUACGGUGGCUUCAUUGUCUAUGGUUACGAGGGGAAAUCAGACUGGUACACUGUGAACGGCGUACACUGCAAAAGUGGCUACCUUGUUAUAAAAGAUACAGACUGCCAUCCGAGGCCGCAAGACGAAUUUCCUAGCGAGCCUGGCGUCAUACAUGGAGCAAUUUACAGGAAAGUGUUUGGGGAACCGUACAAGAAAGAUAAGGUUAUUGGAGAAGGAUUUUCUGUAAUGAAUGGCGAGUUCAAGACAGUGUCUAGCUCGUUCAACAUCGGUGAGCUGUAUCACGACAACAGACGCAUYAUGAAUGAAACGAUGGAASRAUGUGUGAAGAAAGUUGUGGAUUCCUGGAAGGCAUCAGGUCGCUCGUUUACUGCACACCGAAACUACGAAGUGCAAGCCCUUCUGAAUGACUGAUAUUGAGAUUGGAGAUUCUAUUCUAGUUUGAAGCAUUGUUAGAAGCAAAGUACUUUCACUUUCAAUUCCGUUUGUUUCUUAUAAUUCUUUCUUACCUUAUAUGCCUUGAAAAGAGCUAACAUUGAAUGUUUGAAACCUUUCAAUUAAUGAUUUUCUGAUAUCAAAUAAGUCAAAUCAAGUCUAAGAUCCAGUAAAAAUCCAAAAUCUAAGUGUAAGCCAUCUGGAACAAUCAGAAACUAUAGUAAGCAAUUAGAGACUUUUUCCGCCAUGAAUAUUAAACGAAUGCGAAACAUUUGAGAACUAGCAUUUUUUUGUUUCGUUUUUAUUUUAUCUUGUUUUCUUAGUAUUAUUAAUAUUUUUAUUUUCAUCAA
This is a messenger RNA of Exaiptasia diaphana, 1084 nucleotides long. RefSeq lists its product as uncharacterized. Lineage: Eukaryota; Metazoa; Cnidaria; Anthozoa; Actiniaria; Aiptasiidae. The transcript has a single exon. The record is from RefSeq and is a predicted model, not a curated record. Bases 138 to 713 code for a protein of 191 amino acids.